Penicillium expansum is the source of this 1707-nucleotide messenger RNA. Its product is annotated as GMC family oxidoreductase. The record is from RefSeq and is a predicted model, not a curated record. Lineage: Eukaryota; Fungi; Ascomycota; Eurotiomycetes; Eurotiales; Aspergillaceae. The transcript is spliced from 3 exons. The coding region runs from base 1 to 1707 and encodes 568 amino acids. Gene Ontology annotation, molecular function: oxidoreductase activity, acting on CH-OH group of donors; flavin adenine dinucleotide binding.
AUGGAAUCCACAAAAAAUACUUAUGACUUUGUCAUCGUAGGAGGUGGUCCAGCUGGUUGCGCUCUGGCUGUGGAACUCGCCAAAACAGCCCAAAGACCUCAAGUUCUACUUCUUGAGGCAGGUGGGCGCAAUGAUGACAGAGCUUUGCGAGUGGACGGAAAGCGCUGGACGACGUUCAUGGAAGGAGACAUGAAUUGGGGGUACAAGACCACGCCUCAGGAACAUUGCAAUGGGCGUGAACUAGACUAUUCCCGUGGAAAGGGUCUGGGGGGUGGCUCGGCAAUCAACUUCGGGGUCUAUACUGUAGGCGCGCGGGACGACUACAACGAGUGGGCAUCUAUUGUGGACGAUGAUACAUUCGGAUGGAAGGAGAUGCAGACCCGCUUCAAGAAUUUGGAGACCUUCAAUGGCAGUGUCACGCUUUCAGAGAAUCAGAAAUAUGCUAAUUCGGUUGCUUCCGAUCAUGGCAAUUCGGGUGUCCUGCACCUUAGCUAUGCGGAGGAUUGGGAAAAGGACUUGUCGCUCUCGCUAGAUGCAUUUAAAGCGGCUGGACACAAGCUCAACUUGGAUCACAACUCCGGCAACCCCCUCGGCAUGGCUGCCACUAUCAACUCCGCUUAUAAGGGAAAGCGAACCACGGCUGCUGACUUGCUUUCAAGUGCUCCUGAGAAUCUUGUGGUCGUCACAGAUAGCCCAGUACAACGUAUCUUGAUGCAGGGCAAAAAGGCUGUGGGAAUAGAGACCCAGAGCAAUCAGUACUUCGCUUCUCGGGAUGUGAUUCUCUCUGCAGGCUCACUCGAUACCCCCAAGAUCCUAAUGCAUUCUGGAAUCGGACCAGCUGCAGACCUUGAGAAGUUCAACAUCCCAGUAGUCAACGACCUCCCCGCUGUUGGUCAGGGUCUCCGAGACCACUACUUUGUCCCUCUGAUUCUUGCCCGUAACCCUGAUACCAAUGAUCGGAAUUCGUUCUUCCAGGAUCCCGCCGCCAUGGAGGCUGCGAUGAAACAGUGGGAAGAUGAUAACACUGGUCCGUGGACCCGAUACAGCUGCCAGAUCGGCUGUGGCUGGUUUAAAUCAGACCGCAUCACCUCCACGCCCGAAUUCAAAGCACUUCCAGCAUCCGUACAAGAAUUCAUGAACCGUGAAACAAUCCCCCACUACGAGAUAAUCACCCACAUGCCCAUCCACUUCAUGAUGCCCGAUAUGUUCAAAGAUUACAGCUAUAUUGGCCUUGCGGCAUUUAUGAUGAACGAACAAUCUCGCGGCGAAGUGCGCCUGCAGUCCUCCGACCCAGAUGUCCCGCUGCUGUUCAACCCACGGUUCCUCGAGGAUCCCUUCGAUCGUCGCGCCUGUAUCGAGAUCUACCGACACCUAUUGGAAGUCAGUAGACAAGAGUCCUUCGCGAAGGACACUAUCUCCACGCUCAUCGGGCCCGCGUCUGAUUCCGAUGAGGACAUUCUCCAGUUCUGGAAGAACUUCCUCUCUUCUAGCUGGCACAUGACUGGCACCAUGAAGAUGGGAAAGGCCGAUGCUAGUGAUGCUGCUGUUGACACGCAUUUCCGCGUGCGGGGCAUCGAGAACCUCCGCGUUGCUGAUAUGAGUGUCGUUCCUGUUCUCACUAACAACCACACACAGGCUACUGCUUAUGUGACCGGUGUUACUUGUGCUGACGUUCUUAUUAAGGAAUAUGGUCUUGAUGAAAAGUAA